AGCCAACUGAGGAAAGAAGAAAAAAAAACAAAAAAAAGCCCAAGGCAGCUAGUUAGAGUUAGCUUACUGUUAUUAUUCAUUCUUACUUUUACAAAUUCACGUGUUUGAGAUCAAAAGCGCCGAGAAGAGAUCCGCGGUUACGUCACGUCUCCGGAACGGACAUCUGAAGGACCGUCCGCGGCGGAUCAAAGGAGCUGGGGAAGUGGAAAUGGAGGAGAUUCACCAGAGUGGUAGUAACGGCACUGAAUCACAACCUGUCACCAUCCCGACCACCAUCACAGCGUCUCAGUUAUCACAGAUCACACAGAUGACUCUGGGAGGAUCUCCUGUGGCUGUGGUGCAGCUCCCUGGAGGUCAGCUUCAGGUGCAGGGUGUUAUACAGUCUGCUCAAUCUUCAGUCAUACAGUCUCCUCCAGCACAUGCACAGGGUCAGGGUUCAGACAGUGAAGAUUCCCAGGAUUCGUCAGACAGUGGAACUUCGAACCAGAAGACACGAGAGCUGCUGGCCAGACGUCCAUCUUACAGGAAGAUUUUAAACGAUCUCUCAGCAGAGGAAGUAGCCACGCGUAAUGAGGAAGAGGAGGAGACCUUGGCGUCGUCCACCAUGACCACGGUGUCUCUGUCCACACCUAUCUACCAGACCAGCAGUGGACAGUACUUCGCAAUAGCGUCAAACGGCUCUUUGCAGUUAGCUGGUGCAGGCUCUGAUGGGGUUCAGGGCCUACAGACGCUCACCAUGACCAACUCGAACCCGAGCCAGCCCACUAUACUACAGUACGCUCAGACUGCAGACGGACAGCAGAUCCUCCUACCCAGCAACCAGGUGGUGCUGCAAGGAGCAGGGGGUGAGAUGCAGGCGUAUCAGAUUCGCUCCUCAUCAUCAGCUCUCCCUCAGACUGUGGUCAUGACAUCACCAGUUAUCAGCUCUCAGGGAAAGAGUGAUGAUCCUCAAAUGAAGAGGGAGAUUCGCCUCGCCAAAAACAGGGAGGCGGCUCGGGAGUGUCGGAGGAAGAAGAAGGAGUAUGUGAAGUGCCUGGAGAACCGUGUGGCCGUGCUGGAGAACCAAAACAAAACGCUGAUCGAAGAGCUAAAGACGUUAAAGGACCUGUACUGCGUCAAAACAGGCUAACACCUAGCUCUGUGUUAACAGACUGUACAUGCAGCUCUGCCUACACACACACACACCACACACACACACACACACACACACACACACACACACACACAAGUGUGUUUCCUUGGUUUUAUACUCCUUUUUAACUAACAGCUUAGAAAGUGCAGCUCUCUCUCUCUCUCUCUCUCUCUCUCUCUCUCUCACACACACACACAAACGCACACACA
Silurus meridionalis is the source of this 1341-nucleotide messenger RNA. It is a transcript of the gene atf1, whose product is annotated as activating transcription factor 1. The record is from RefSeq and is a predicted model, not a curated record. Gene Ontology annotation, molecular function: DNA-binding transcription factor activity, RNA polymerase II-specific; protein binding; RNA polymerase II cis-regulatory region sequence-specific DNA binding. The transcript is spliced from 8 exons. NCBI's taxonomy places the organism in Eukaryota, Metazoa, Chordata, Actinopteri, Siluriformes, Siluridae. Bases 209 to 1129 code for a protein of 306 amino acids. Gene Ontology annotation, cellular component: nucleus; ATF4-CREB1 transcription factor complex. Gene Ontology annotation, biological process: regulation of transcription by RNA polymerase II.